AUAUAUAGAGUCUCAUCUGUAGUCGUAGAUCUAGUCUUAAGAGACAGCAUUGAAGCAUCCUUGUACGGUUUAGUAGUAAUUAUAGAUUUAGGCGAUGCAACUUUGCGCCACGUCGCUCAAUUAACACCUUUCGUUGUAAUGAACGUGAUUCACGCGUGGCAGGGUUGCUACCCCGUAAGAAUACAAUUGCUCAACUCUAUCAACGUGCCGGGAUAUGCUAAAUGUGUUGUGGAGCUUAGCACACAUUUUUUGAAUAAAAAACUGAGGGAAAGAUUUUGUGUCUAUUCGCGCCAAACGGCGCAUGAUUGUUUCAAAGAUAUGCCAGUUAAUAUUUUGCCGGUCGAAUAUGGCGGAACUGAUGGUACAAUUCAAGAAUUAAUAGAAUAUUGGAAAAAAGUAGUUGAAGAGAAUCGCGAAUGGGUUAUCGAUGAUGAGAAAUAUAAACCAAUUUUGAAUUCGUCAUCAAAAUUGAACGGAAUAAACUGA
Nylanderia fulva is the source of this 486-nucleotide messenger RNA. Its product is annotated as retinol-binding protein pinta-like. NCBI's taxonomy places the organism in Eukaryota, Metazoa, Arthropoda, Insecta, Hymenoptera, Formicidae. The record is from RefSeq and is a predicted model, not a curated record. Gene Ontology annotation, cellular component: membrane. Gene Ontology annotation, molecular function: phosphatidylinositol bisphosphate binding.